AUGAAUCGCCAGGCACUCGAGGAGGAGCUGACGGUUCAGGAGGUGAUUCUCGACUCGCUGCAGGACGAGGCCGGGGAGGAUGCCGAGGUGCAGCGGGACGAGGCGAGGAGGGAGAUUGUGAGGCUCAAGCGGAUGCUGAGGACGCUACAGUCCAAGACUGCUGCCGGUGGUGAUGCCGGCGAGGGAAAUUCAGACCACAGCCGAACAGCGACGCCGGCCCCUGUUGGAGCCUCGAGAUCGCAUCGUUCCUCAGCCGUCAUGGAUACUCCGAGACAGGCUCCGCAGGUUGCCGAGAAUGGAGAGAGCCCCUCGCUGGUAAUGCUGAAUCGAAAGCGGAAUUAUGACGCGGCUCAUCUGAGUGUUGGACGUGAGUCGAGUAAGUCUCGAAGGACUACGCCAUCGCCGUUUGGUGGCUAUUCAAGGGCAUAUGACCCUCCUUCAUCAGACGGCGAAGUCGAGAUUAUCGAUCUGACUGGGGCUGAUGUCGAUGCCGACUCGACGCGGAUCGCAGAGCAAUAUAGGCAAGCAGAGCGUCACCGGCAAGAAAAGCAAGAUAGGGAGAUGGCCUUGCGUCUCUCAAGCCAGGACUCGCAGUCUUCGGCCCGGGGCGCUUCUGGACCUUCUCGAAGCUCGGGCUCCCACCAGCCCUCUGCCUUUUCCAGGCUUAUGGCGACGCAACGCUCUAAUGCCCCUGAAGCUCCUAUAGAAAUCGCUUCCGAUGACGAGCUUGAGGUCAUCACCCCUGGUGGCGGGCCUCAUGACGGAGCAGUAUCCUGGGGUUCGCUCUUGGCCGCACCUAUGGCGAACCCGUCUUUUGGGCAUAACCAGUUUUCAGGUCUUUUAGACCCGCAACAACUCCAGGGGCGCAGCAACCCCCCUACUCCCCUUGGUAAUGGCUUUGAGCUCCCGUCUUUCAGAGCUGUGAGCCAGUCCUUCCCAGGCACACCUUUUGCUGGAAACAAUCAGAUGCCGUAUGUACAAAUGCCUGGAGCAUAUCCCGGACCUCCUCUGAGGCCUAACCUGCCUAUGGGCCCGGUUCUUGCGAGCCAGAGUCGAACGCCAUUGUCAGACAUCAUCAACAGAACUAGCAUGUUCGACUAUGCCAACGGUCUCGAUAACAAUGGCGACCCUCUUUCUGGCCAGCUAAUGGAUUAUCUCAACGACACUUUCCAUGAUCCUAGAGUAACGGAACAGGAGUUGGAUGAUUUGUUGCAAAAUAUCCGUCCCGACAUGGAGAUUCCAGAGGGCAAGCGAGAUGGAACCCCGGAAGGGCUUAAGCAUGCUCUUUACCCUCACCAAACGCUGGCCCUGACAUGGAUGAAGCAGAUGGAGACGGGUACCAACAAAGGUGGUAUUCUGGCCGACGAUAUGGGUCUUGGAAAGACUAUAUCGACGUUGGCUCUCAUGCUAUCACGUCCGGCCCAAUCUCGCCCUAAAACAAACUUAAUCAUUGGCCCGCUGGCCUUGAUUCGACAGUGGGAAGAGGAGAUUUAUAAGAAAACAAAACCCUCCCAUCGAUUGUCUGUGUUUGUAUACCACAACAAAAAGGCCACGGCCGACGAUCUACUCAAGUAUGAUGUCGUCCUGACUACUUAUGGCACGAUAGCCCAGGAGCUGAAACGCCUUGAUAAGUUUAUGGAGGACAAUGCAGACCGCAACAUCGAUUUCAAUGAUAGAGCCAACGCAGCAAAAUUUCCGCUUCUUAACCCGAGGAAGUCUAAAUUCCACCGGGUUAUCCUCGAUGAGGCGCAGUGCAUCAAAAACCACACUACCAAGACCGCCAAAGCCUGCCACAAGCUGAAUGCCACCCAUAGAUGGUGCCUCACCGGAACUCCCAUGAUGAACGGAGUCCUUGAACUUUACUCCUUACUCUGUUUCCUUCGGAUAAAGCCGUAUUCUAUCUGGGACCAAUUUCGCAAGAGUUUUGGUGUGCUCUUUGGCCGAAACGGCGAUCCGAGAAGUGUCGCCAUGAGUAGGCUCCGCGCUCUCCUCAAAGCAGUCAUGCUUCGUCGCAAAAAGGAUUCCAAGUUAGAUGGUAAGCCGAUAUUAAGGCUGCCUAAGAAGAUGGAAGAAGUUGUGUAUGCCGAGCUAUCCGGAGAUGAGCGCGACUUUUACAACCAGUUGGAAAAGAAGUCCCAAGUGCAAUUCAGCAAAUAUCUUCGCGAGGGCAGUGUAGGGAAAAACUACUCCAGCAUCCUAGUUCUUCUGCUUCGACUCCGCCAAGCAUGCUGCCACCCUCACCUCAACCUGGAUGUGGAUGACGUUGCGCCAAUCUCUAGUGAAGAGAUGCUUGAGCUGGUCAAGAAACUGGAUGCGUCCAUCGUGGCGAGGAUAAAGGAGGCUGACGCCUUUGAGUGCCCUAUAUGCUACGACGCCGUCCAAUCGCCAACAUUCUACACGCCUUGCGGGCAUGAUAGUUGUAAGCAGUGUCUUUCUCAGUUGGUGGAUAGUGCAGCGACUAUGAAUCUUCAGCAAGGAAAUGAUACCAAUACGGUGACGGCUAAAUGCCCUGUGUGCCGUGGCCGUUUCGAUCCUAGGCAGUGCUUCACCUAUGAGGCCUUUCAGCAGGUGCAUAUGCCGGAAUCUAUCAAGCCAUCUACCUCUGAAGGAGAAGAGGGCGACAGCUCUACCGAAGACGAAGACGACUUUGAUGAAGAUGACGAAGAUGACGAAGUGGAUCGCUAUGGUGAUUUGAAAGACUUUAUCGUGCGAGACGAGGUUGAGAGUGGUUCGGAAGCGGGACAGCAAGGCCAUAUCAAAAAGGAAAAGAAGCAAAAGAAGAAGAGAAAGGACAAGAAGGCCGAAAUCAGGCCUUCUAUGCUGAAGACUCUUCGAAAAGAAGCGUCCAAGAAUAAAGCCGCUUUCAAAAAGUACAUGAGCUAUCUGCGGAAAACUUGGCUGCCUGCCGCCAAGGUGUCGGAGUGUAUGAAUCUACUAAAGGAAAUUCAUGCGACUGGCGAAAAGACGAUUGUGUUUUCUCAGUGGACUCUCCUGCUGGAUCUGCUGGAGGUUGCUGCGUGGCACGACGAUUAUCCGGGCAAGCUGAGGCGAUACGACGGAAGCAUGUCCGCUGAGCAGCGAUUUGUCGCGGCAAGAGACUUUCGUGAUAAGAGCGACGUCAAAGUCAUGCUGGUGUCGCUGCGAGCGGGAAAUGCUGGGCUCAACCUUACUGCGGCUUCUCGCGUCGUCAUUAUGGAUCCCUUUUGGAAUCCGUACAUUGAAAUGCAAGCCGUUGAUCGUGCGUACCGUAUCGGUCAAAUGAGAGAGGUCAAGGUGUAUCGGAUUCUGACUAAGGAAACCGUGGAAGACAGAAUUGUCCAGCUUCAGGAGCGGAAGAAGGAAAUGGUGGAGGCGGCGCUGGAUGAAGCUGAGAGCUCAAAGAUUGGACGGCUGGGCGUGAACGAACUCAAGUUCCUUUUCAGUGGCCGCUAA
Trichoderma aggressivum f. europaeum is the source of this 3432-nucleotide messenger RNA. RefSeq lists its product as uncharacterized. Gene Ontology annotation, cellular component: nucleus; cytoplasm. Lineage: Eukaryota; Fungi; Ascomycota; Sordariomycetes; Hypocreales; Hypocreaceae. Gene Ontology annotation, molecular function: ATP-dependent chromatin remodeler activity; ATP binding. The record is from RefSeq and is a predicted model, not a curated record. The transcript has 5 exons. Gene Ontology annotation, biological process: double-strand break repair via homologous recombination. The coding region runs from base 1 to 3432 and encodes 1143 amino acids.